This is a messenger RNA of Nematolebias whitei (Rio pearlfish), 3078 nucleotides long. It is a transcript of the gene aebp1a, whose product is annotated as AE binding protein 1a. Gene Ontology annotation, molecular function: RNA polymerase II transcription regulatory region sequence-specific DNA binding; DNA-binding transcription repressor activity, RNA polymerase II-specific; metallocarboxypeptidase activity. Gene Ontology annotation, biological process: proteolysis; negative regulation of transcription by RNA polymerase II. Lineage: Eukaryota; Metazoa; Chordata; Actinopteri; Cyprinodontiformes; Rivulidae. The record is from RefSeq and is a predicted model, not a curated record.
CCAGGGCAAAGAAGGCAGCUGAGAAAGAGGCCAAAGCAAAAAAGCAGAAAGCACCAAAGCCUACGAAGAAGCCCAAACUGCCAAAACCCACCAAGAAACCAAAACCAACAAAAAAGCCAAAGGCACCCAAACCCGCUAAGAAACCCAUAACUACACCCACAGUGCAGCCGGAUAUCCAGCCUCCCUCUCGGGAGGAGGAAAAGGAGAAGCCACUGAUUGAACUAGGCUCAGACACGAUCUUUAGAAAGCCUUUAGAGCCAGCUCUAACCCCUGUGGAGCCUCUAGAGCCAGACCUGACCCCGAUGAAGCCUGUAGAGCCAGACCUGACCCUGAUGAAGCCUGUAGAGCCAGGCCUGACCCUGAUGGAGCCUGUAGAGCCAGGCCUGGAUGCUAAAAAGAAGGCAGAGGUCACAACUACUGAAGUCAUCAUGUACAUACCAGAGGAAACCACUACCCCGUAUGCAGAUCCCUGGUAUGAAGACUAUGACUACACUGACUUGGCAGUGAAGAAACAGGAGGAAGAGGAGGAGAGAGCUCGAAAAGAGAAGGCGGAAAAAGCUGAGCAGCUGAAGAAAACAUGGGAGGAAGAAGAGGAGGAGAGACUGAAGAAGGCUUCAGUGGCAGCUGAGCCAAAAAACUGUCCUCCUCUGGGCUUGGAGUCUCACCGGGUGGAAGACGACCAGCUUCUGGCUUCUUCUCAGUCCCACCAUGGCUUCUCAGCUCAGAGGGGUCGACUGAACAUGCAGACCUCUGAGAAUGAAGAUGACCUGUAUGGCGGUGCAUGGUGUGCAGAGUCCGAAGAAAAAGACCACUGGUUUCAGGUUGAUGCACGCCGAGAGGUGGAAUUCAGUGGUGUCAUCACACAGGGAAGGAAUUCAGAGCAACAUGAGGAUUUCGUGUUGUCGUACUUCGUGGCCUUCAGUAACGACAGCCGUGACUGGACAGUGCUGCACGACGGCUACGCUGAAUGGUUGUUCUAUGGGAACGUGGAUAAGGACACACCGGUGAUGAGUCAGUUCAAUGGUCCUGUGGUGGCUCGGUACAUCCGUAUCAUGCCUCAGAGCUGGAAUGGCAGUCUGUGUCUGAGAGCUGAGGUCCUGGCCUGCCAGCUGCCCAGUCACUACCACAGUGAAAAUGAGGUCAGUCCUUCAGAUAAUCUGGAUUUUAAGCAUCACAACCAUAAGGACAUGAGACAGAUGAUGAAUGUGAUCAAUAAGGAGUGUCCCAACAUCACCAAGAUCUACAACAUCGGGAAAAGCUCAAAAGGCCUGAAAAUAUAUGCCAUGGAGAUCUCUGAUAACCCAGGCGAACAUGAGACGGGCGAGCCUGAAUUUCGCUAUACAGCUGGUCUUCAUGGUAAUGAAGCUCUGGGUCGAGAACUUCUUCUGAUGCUGAUGCAGUUCUUGUGCAAAGAAUAUAAAGAUGAAAACCCAAGAGUACGCCGCCUGGUGGAUGGAGUGAGGAUUCACUUGGUUCCCUCGCUGAACCCUGACGCGUAUGAGCUGGCCUAUGAGAUGGGCUCAGAGAUGGGGAACUGGGCGUUGGGUCAUUGGACUGAAGAAGGUUAUGACAUCUUCCAGAACUUUCCAGAUCUUAACAGCAUCUUGUGGGGAGCUGAGGACAGAGGCUGGGUGCCUCGUGUAGUACCCAAUCAUCACAUCCCCCUCCCAGAAAACUUCCUUAAUGGUUCUAUUGCAGCUGAGACAAAAGCUAUUAUUUCCUGGAUGGAGCGAAAUCCAUUUGUAUUGGGGGCUAAUUUGCAAGGAGGAGAAAAAAUGGUGCUUUACCCUUUUGACAUGCAACGUCCACCAUUUUCUCGACAGAAUGAAGGAGCUCUGAGGGAGACUCCUGAUGACGCCAUGUUUCGCUGGUUGGCGAUGUCCUAUGCCCACAGCCACCUUACCAUGACAGAGACUUACAGAGGGUCCUGCCAUGGCGAUGAUGUCACAGGGGGCCAAGGCAUCAUUAACAGAGCCAGUUGGAAACCAGUGGUUGGUAGUAUGAACGACUUCAGCUACCUGCACACUAACUGCUUUGAGCUCUCUAUUUUCCUCGGCUGUGACAAGUUUCCCCAUGAAAGUGAGCUGCCUCUUGAGUGGGAGAACAACCGUGAGGCUCUGCUGUCCUUCAUGGAACAAGUGCAUCGAGGAAUAAAAGGUGUAGUGAGAGACGUGGAGGGAAAUCCGCUGCCUAAUGCCACAAUAUCUGUGGAGGGAGUGAAGCAUGAUGUCAGAACUGCUGCUGGUGGGGAUUAUUGGCGGCUGCUGAAUCCAGGUGAGUACAAGGUGACAGCCAAAGCAGAUGGACACACUCCGCAGACACGGCUCUGCAUGGUGGGCUACGACACCGGAGCCACGUCCUGCAGCUUCACCUUAGCCAAAUCCAACUGGGACCGCAUAAAGCAAAUCAUGGCACUCAACGGGAACAGGCCCAUACGACUGGUCACCAAACCAAAGAUGGUGAAAGCAACUACGCCGAGCAUCACAGCCGACACCAGCACCUCUGCAGGGACGGACGCUCAUGCCAGUGCUCAGAAUGCAGAACGACUCAGGCGGCUGCGGCUCAUGCGUUUACGCAGAAUGCAGAGAUUUCGAGCCAGAACCUCUACUACAACUACAACAACCACAACCACCACAACUACCACCACACCACCUGAAACCAAAAGAACCACCUCCUGGUACGACUCCUGGUUCCCUGUGGACAGCUGGACAGAGAACCCAUUCGACAGCAUCAACAUGGACUCAGAGCCCACACAGGACUAUCACUUUGAAUACAGUAUUGACUGAUUACCACACGUCAAUCCAUUAUUACCCAUCUAUACACAAGUCCUCAUUAACCACAAGUUUGACAAGCUUCACAUAGUUUUCACAUCUUGUGUGACUGGAAGGGAUGCGUUUUUUUUAGCAAGUUUGCAAAAAAUACUGUAAAUAUUUUGAUAAAAACUUCAACUCUGAAUUUAUCUGCAGAGCAGAAACUACAGCACACGUUUGAUCGGCUCCAUGUCAAACUGUUUUAGUUUGAACAUGUAUUUGUUUCUUUCAAGGCUUCCCACUGCUGGCCUCGGUUUAACCUGUCAUC